Molecule: messenger RNA, 1459 nt
Organism: Prionailurus viverrinus (fishing cat)
Lineage: Eukaryota; Metazoa; Chordata; Mammalia; Carnivora; Felidae
Gene: ST3GAL3
Product: ST3 beta-galactoside alpha-2,3-sialyltransferase 3
Exons: 12
Coding region: 204-1328 (374 amino acids)
Molecular function (GO): sialyltransferase activity
Source: RefSeq, a predicted model, not a curated record
GCGCGCUCCGCCCGCCGCUGCGUCCCCACUAUGGCGGCGCCCAGGCAGCCCACCGCGUCGUGGGCGCCCGCCGGGGUCCCCCGCGGCUGCCGCCGCCGCCUGCGCCCUCGCCUCCGCCUUCCCGCCCGCGCCGGGCCGGGCGCCGCCUCCCCCCUGCCUCCCUCUCCGCUGCGGUCAUGUAGGAAAUUGUAAACCAUGUGAAGAUGGGACUCUUGGUAUUUGUGCGCAAUCUGCUGCUAGCCCUCUGCCUUUUUCUGGUACUGGGAUUUUUGUAUUACUCUGCGUGGAAGCUGCAUUUACUCCAGUGGGAGGACCCCAAUUCAGUGGUUCUUUCCUUUGACUCCGCUGGACAAACACUAGGCGCAGAGUAUGAUCGGUUGGGUUUCCUCCUGAAGCUGGACUCUAAACUGCCUGCUGAAUUAGCCACCAAAUACGCAAACUUUUCAGAGGGAGCUUGCAAGCCUGGCUAUGCUUCAGCCUUGAUGACUGCCAUCUUUCCUCGGUUCUCCAAGCCAGCACCCAUGUUCCUGGAUGACUCUUUCCGCAAGUGGGCUAGGAUUCGGGAAUUUGUGCCGCCUUUUGGGAUCAAAGGUCAAGACAAUCUGAUCAAAGCCAUCCUGUCAGUCACCAAAGAGUACCGCCUGACCCCUGCCUUGGACAGCCUCAGCUGUCGCCGCUGCAUCAUCGUGGGCAAUGGAGGUGUCCUUGCCAACAAGUCUCUGGGGUCACGCAUUGAUGACUAUGACAUUGUGGUCAGACUGAACUCAGCACCCGUGAAAGGCUUUGAAAAGGACGUGGGCAGCAAAACUACACUGCGCAUCACCUACCCUGAGGGCGCCAUGCAGCGGCCCGAACAAUACGAACGCGAUUCUCUCUUUGUCCUCGCUGGCUUCAAGUGGCAGGACUUCAAGUGGUUGAAGUACAUUGUCUACAAGGAGAGAGUGAGUGCGUCGGAUGGCUUCUGGAAAUCUGUGGCCACUCGAGUGCCCAAGGAGCCCCCUGAGAUUCGCAUCCUCAACCCAUAUUUCAUCCAGGAGGCCGCCUUCACCCUCAUCGGACUGCCCUUCAACAACGGCCUCAUGGGCCGCGGGAACAUCCCGACCCUUGGCAGUGUGGCAGUGACCAUGGCACUACACGGCUGUGAUGAGGUGGCGGUUGCAGGCUUUGGCUACGACAUGAGCACACCCAAUGCACCCCUGCACUACUAUGAGACCGUGCGCAUGGCGGCCAUCAAAGAGUCCUGGACGCACAAUAUCCAGCGAGAGAAAGAGUUUCUGCGGAAGCUGGUGAAAGCACGUGUCAUCACCGACCUAACCAGCGGCAUCUGAGGCGGGCCCAGCACAUGGCCACGGAGGUCCUGGCACCGCCAAGAGCAAGCAGCAGCCACCACCACCUGCCCACUUCAUUGGCCUUGGUCUGGCUCUGCCUGAAAGGCACAGGAGUCUUUAGACCCCGAGAA